Molecule: messenger RNA, 784 nt
Organism: Nicotiana tabacum (common tobacco)
Lineage: Eukaryota; Viridiplantae; Streptophyta; Magnoliopsida; Solanales; Solanaceae
Source: RefSeq, a predicted model, not a curated record
AUGUCGUCUGCUCGCAAUAAGCGCCAACGGAAUCAUGUCAUUGUUGAUAGAAUCAGCGACUUGCCUGACUUAAUUUUGUGUCACAUUCUCUCUUUUCUUCCAACUCAAUAUGCUGUGUGGAUAAGUUUACUAUCACAAAGAUGGAAAAAUCUAUGGACCCAUGUCGACACUUUGUACUUCGAUUGCUUUAAUAAAAAGUGGAGAAAACGUAACUUUACCCGAUUUGUUAAUAGGGUUUUGAUGUACCGCAACGCGUUGUUUCUGAACAAGUUGAAAAAGUUCUCCCUUUUGUGGACCAAAAUUUGUGACAAGGAUGAUAUUCAUGCAUGGUUCUUGAAUUGCGAGGCCAAAUACUCAUCAAUUGUCCAGAAAAUAUUUGUCUUCCAAAAUAAAAAAACUCUUAGUCUAAUUACAGUUCAUUAUGAAGGCGGCGAACAUGAUGUUGAUAAGCUUAUAUCUAGUUGUCCCAUGUUGCAAUCUCUUUAUGUUGAAAGGAAGGGGUAUGAUAAUGUGUCUAAGUUUGUUAUAAGCUCUCAUGUGUUGAAAAAUCUCAAGUGGAUGCAUGUAUCAUCCUUAGUUGGAGCAAAUGUGAAUCUUAAAAUUCCAAUGCGACUCUCAGAUGAAAAGAAAGAGCAAAGAGUCAACUCUUUUGCCAGAUUGAUGCAAGCGCUUCACAAAGUUGAGAAUUUACAGAUCGACGUUCCUACUCCCGCGCUUCUUUGCAUAAUGAUCCAUGAACAUUUUUUGUUGCACGUGCUACAAUUAGAUCACAGUUUUUACGGAG